GCACUGACCGCCGCAGGCCCGCCCUCCCCGCCCCCCUGCGUCCCUCCCUCGGCCCGCGUCGCGCUCGCGGCUCCCGGGCGCACGCCCCGCCUCCGCGCGGUCUCCGCUCCCCAGUGCGCGGCGGGAGCCGGACCGGAGCCGGCGGCGGGGCUGGGAGCUCGGCGCCCGACAGCGGGCGAGGCCGGGCGCGAUGGCGGAGAUGGGCAGCAAGGGGGUGACGGCGGGGAAGUUCGCCAGCAACAUGCAGAAGAAGCUCACCCGGGCGCAGGAGAAGGUCCUCCAGAAACUGGGCAAGGCUGAUGAGACGAAGGACGAGCAGUUCGAGCAGUGUGUCCAGAAUUUCAACAAGCAGCUGACUGAGGGCACCCGGCUGCAGAAGGAGCUCCGGACCUACCUGGCCUCCGUCAAAGCCAUGCACGAGGCCUCCAAGAAGCUGAGCGAGUGUCUGCAGGAGGUGUAUGAGCCCGACUGGCCUGGCAGGGAUGAAGCGAGCAAGAUCGCCGAGAACAACGACCUGCUCUGGAUGGAUUACCACCAGAAGCUGGUGGACCAGGCGCUGCUGACCAUGGACACGUACCUGGGCCAGUUCCCUGACAUCAAGUCACGCAUCGCUAAGCGAGGCCGGAAGCUGGUGGACUACGACAGUGCCCGGCACCAUUACGAGUCCCUCCAAACAGCCAAAAAGAAGGAUGAAGCCAAAAUUGCCAAGCCUGUCUCGCUGCUUGAGAAAGCCGCCCCCCAGUGGUGCCAAGGCAAACUGCAGGCUCAUCUCGUAGCUCAAACUAACCUGCUCCGAAAUCAGGCCGAGGAGGAGCUCGUCAAAGCGCAGAAGGUGUUCGAGGAGAUGAACGUGGACCUGCAGGAGGAGCUCCCGUCCCUGUGGAACAGCCGUGUAGGUUUCUACGUCAACACGUUUCAGAGCAUCGCAGGCCUGGAGGAGAACUUCCACAGGGAGAUGAGUAAGCUCAACCAGAGCCUCAACGAUGUGCUGGUCAGCCUGGAGAAGCAGCACGGGAGCAACACCUUCACGGUCAAGGCCCAGCCCAGAAAGAAAGCUAAGCUGUUCUCCCGGCUGCGCAGAAAGAAGCCCAGUGACAAUGCCCCUGCAAAAGAGAACAAGAGCCCUUCGCCGCCGCCAGAUGGCUCCCCUGCGGCCACCCCUGAGGUCAGAGUCAACCAUGAGCCGGAGCUGGCUGCUGCGGCCACCCCCGGGGCUGCCCUGCCCAAGUCCCCGUCUCAGCUCCGGAAAGGCCCACCCGUCCCUCCGCCUCCCAAACACACCCCAUCCAAGGAGGUCAAGCAGGAGCAGAUCCUCAGCCUGUUUGGUGACACCUUUGUCCCUGAGAUCAGCGUGACCACCCCCUCCCAGUUUGAGGCCCCAGGGCCGUUCUCGGAGCAGGCCAGUCUGCUGGACCUGGACUUUGACCCCCUGCCGCCCGUGGCGAGCCCAGUGAAGGCGCCCACGCCCUCCGGUCAGCCCAUCCCCUGGGAUCUCUGGGAGCCCACAGAGGGUCCAGCUGGCAGCUUACCUUCCAGGGAGCCCAGCCCUGCCGAGGGCACCUUCGCUGUGGCCUGGCCCAGCCAGGUGGCUGAGCCGGGGCCUGCCCAACCAGCAGAGGCCUCGGAGGUGGUGGGGGGCACCCAGUCUGCGGCCGGAGCCCAGGAGCCCGGGGACACAGCAGCUGGCGAAGCAGCCUCGAACUCCCUGCCGGCCGUGGUGGUGGAGACCUUCUCUGCAGUGAACGGCACGGUGGAGGGCAGCAGCGGGGCUGUGCGCAUGGACCUGCCCCCGGGGUUCAUGUUCAAGGUGCAGGCCCAGCAUGACUACGCGGCCACAGACACAGACGAGCUGCAGCUCAAGGCGGGGGACGUGGUGCUGGUGAUCCCCUUCCAGAACCCUGAGGAGCAGGACGAAGGCUGGCUCAUGGGCGUGAAGGAGAGCGACUGGAACCAGCACAAGGAGCUGGACAAGUGCCAGGGCGUCUUCCCCGAGAACUUCACGGAGCGGGUUCAGUGAGGGCAGCAGGGCCAUGGUGUGGCUCUCUGGUGUGUGAAGAACACCUUCUCCCCAAAAUGUGUGUUUUUUUCUUUGUUUUUGUUUUUGGACUUUUUGGAAAGCAAAGGGAAAUCGUGAGGAGAGACCUGAGCCACGAGGUGUCUCCCAAAGGAGGUGGUUUUCCGAAGAGCCGGCUCCGGCAGGUUGGGCUGAGUCGCCAGUGUCCGGCGCUGCUGUGCCCCUAGUUGAGUUCUGGCUGCCGCCACCCGCAGCGCCCUUUGGGGUCCGCAACCGCCGCGUACCCGGCCCAGGGCGGGCUGGGGCUGCAGAGCCGCCGCGCUUGCCUGAAGCUUUGGCUGAGCCACUGGGCAAGGGUCCUUUCCUGCCACUGCUGUGGGUGGGGUCCAGUCUCCCAGACACCUUGGGACCCAGACCUGUCUGGCCUCGCCCUGCCCCGCAGACCGUCUGUGUGCUGUUUGAAAAUAAAUCUUAGUGUUCAAAACAAUGAAACAAACCUGACAAAA
Messenger RNA from Myotis daubentonii (Daubenton's bat), 2520 nucleotides. RefSeq names its product bridging integrator 1 (gene BIN1). Gene Ontology annotation, molecular function: phospholipid binding; tau protein binding. Gene Ontology annotation, biological process: regulation of endocytosis. Gene Ontology annotation, cellular component: cytoplasm; synaptic vesicle; plasma membrane. The record is from RefSeq and is a predicted model, not a curated record. NCBI's taxonomy places the organism in Eukaryota, Metazoa, Chordata, Mammalia, Chiroptera, Vespertilionidae.